Messenger RNA from Penicillium griseofulvum, 657 nucleotides. RefSeq names its product Mpv17/PMP22 family protein. The transcript is spliced from 5 exons. The record is from RefSeq and is a predicted model, not a curated record. Gene Ontology annotation, cellular component: cytoplasm; membrane. The coding region runs from base 1 to 657 and encodes 218 amino acids. NCBI's taxonomy places the organism in Eukaryota, Fungi, Ascomycota, Eurotiomycetes, Eurotiales, Aspergillaceae.
AUGGCAGUAGCAGCACGUCUUGCUGCGAAAUUUAAUACCUACUAUGCUGAAAGGCCAGUGCUCACGACGAUGGUCACCAAUGCCGUGCUUGGUGGUGUUGCCGAUACCGUUGCACAGCUGAUUACGGCCUUCCGGACCCGCCGACCUCACCCAGGCGACGAUUUCCUUUCGAUAGAGAUCCCUGAUUAUGAUAAGCAGAAGCCCCCUGCUGCAGGGGAACUGGGAUAUGUCCGGAGCUCGUCCCCAUCUUUCGAUUUCGAGCGCCUGACGAGAUUCAUGGCAUAUGGCUUCUUCAUGGCGCCGGUGCAGUUCCAGUGGUUCGGAUUCUUGUCCAGAGCGUUCCCGCUCACUAAGAAGAACCCGACGGCUCCUGCUUUCAAGCGUGUCGCGUUUGACCAGUUGAUUUUUGCGCCAUUUGGUCUGGCGUGCUUCUUCACCUACAUGACGAUUGCCGAGGGUGGUGGUAGAAGAGCAUUGACAAACAAGUUCCGUGAUGUCUACCUGCCGACCUUGAAGGCCAACUUUGUGCUCUGGCCGGCAGUGCAGAUUCUCAACUUCCGUGUCGUUCCCAUCCAGUUCCAGAUUCCAUUUGUCUCAACCGUUGGUAUUGCGUGGACCGCAUACCUUUCUCUAACCAACUCCGCCGAGGAGGCCUAA